Molecule: messenger RNA, 480 nt
Organism: Cajanus cajan (pigeon pea)
Lineage: Eukaryota; Viridiplantae; Streptophyta; Magnoliopsida; Fabales; Fabaceae
Source: RefSeq, a predicted model, not a curated record
AUGGUGAGGAAGAAUUCACUGAGUGUGGAUAGGCGGAUAGCAGACCCUCAAAAUGCGCUCUUUCUUUCAUUUUCAGUGAGAGGGUUGAGACUGUUAGUAUUGAUGCCUGCUUAUGCUUUUGUGGUUGCUUCCGAGCUGUGUGCUAGUUGUCCGAUAGUGGUGAAUGAGAAGAAGUAUAAGAGGUUGAUCUUUCCUCAAGUGGAGGAUGAACUGUUGAUUUCAGCUAGCCAAGCUGAAACAUUGAUGAGAGACAGAGCAGAGUGUUAUAUUCUGCUUGCUGCUAUGAGUGUGGAGACCGAGAGACUCGUUGCUGAGAUUGAGGUUAUGAAAGAAUUUGCUGAGGUGUUUUCAGAUGAGGUGCCUGGGUUGCCUCCUACUAAGGAGAUGGAGUUCAGCAUUGAUUUGGUUCCUAGUGCAGGGCCAGUGUUGGUUACACCCUAUAGGAUGACCCCAACAGAGUUGGUUGAGCUGAAAAGUUAG